GGCGGUGACUUUGAAUCGCAAGCUUAGCCGUUAGAGAGGAAGUUGGUCAGGUCGGUUGCUACAGGCUGGCUAACUUGGAAAAAAGUAAACAAGUCUGUUGGCUGAAAUGAAAAUAAACACUGUAACCUUUCAACUAUGAAGGAAGACAAAGAAAACACUCGACCGAAAGAGAAAAGAGUGGAAAUAAAAUGUGAAGAUGGAGAGAAGACGGAGAAGUGUAAGGAGAAGAAGGAGGCCAUGACAAAGAUUGUGAUCAGAAGAUUACCUCCGAGUUUGACUAAAGAGGAGCUGGAGGAGCAGCUGCAACCUCUUCCAGAAGUGGACUACAUGGAGUUUUUCUCCAACGACACCAGCCUUUUCCCACAUCUCUUCGCAAGGGCUUACAUCAGUUUCAAAAAUCAGGAGGACAUCGUUCUCUUCAGGGAUCGAUUUGAUGGAUAUGUGUUCAUAGAUAACAGAGGACAGGAGUAUCCUGCCAUUGUGGAGUUCGCACCUUUCCAGAAAACCGCCAAGAAAAGAAAUAAGAAGAAGGACUCAAAAUGUGGAACAAUUGCUGAAGAUCCCGACUAUAAAAGGUUUCUUGAAUAUUACAAUGGAGAUGAAGAGAAGCUGACGUCCACACCCGAGACUCUGCUGGAGGAGAUCGAGGCAAGAUCGAAGGAACUUGAAGCCAAAAGAACAACUCCUCUUCUGGACUUCCUGAAGAAUAAGCAGAGACUGAGGGAGGAGAAGAAGGAGGAGAGAAAGAGGAGAGAGCUUGAGCGGAAGCGUCUGCGUGACGAAGAGCGCCGCAAAUGGAGGGAGGAGGAGCGGAGGAAGAGGAAGGAGGCGGAGAAGAUGAAGAGACUGGAGAAACCUUCGGAGAACAAAGACAAGGACCAUACUAAAGAGGAACCAAAAAUUAAGCUCUUGAAGAAGCCAGACAAAAGUGAUGACGGCGAUUCUGAGAAACCCAAAGAGAAGUUCAAGAAACCAGAGAAGCCGCACAGAGAGGACAGAGCGUCAGGCGGCGCUGACCACAGGAGGAGGCCAAACUUUGACAGCAAGGAGGAGCGAGAAAGAAAAGGGAACGAAGACGGGCGGAAGGAGUUCAGGGAGCGCGACUUGGACCGUGAGAAGGAGAGGGAGCGACGGCUGAGGGAGAAGGAGCGCAUCCGACGGCAGGACGAGGAGCGGCGGAGACGGCGGGAGCAGCAGGACGGAGAGAACACGUCCAGAAAACGAGAGGAGGAGAUCAGAAAGGAGAAGGCGAUGGAGAAGAGGAGGAGCGAGAACUCUGCAGACGCCGAGAAGACAGAGAAACCGGCCAGAGAGAACAGGAAGGAGGAGAGCAGUAAAAGAGAGAGAGUCCGUAAUAAGGACCGGCCCGCCAUUCAGCUGUACCAGCCGGGGACCCGGAGCCGCAACCGCACCACCGGAGGCGGCGCCGACUCCGGCUCCGCUGACAGGAAACCCGACGCCGACAACAAGAAGGCGGCCGACAGAGGGGAAGACUGAGCGGGUUUCUGGUUCUGGGGCUUUUUAAGUUUGGUGAAAAGGCCUGCGAGGCUCAGCGUGGCGCUGCAGCGUUGGCACGCAGCGCUAACACGGCGAGUGGGCUGCAGCGGCUCCAGUCCCAGUGGAGGCAGGGAUUUGAGCCUCUCAGAGCCUCAUUGAGACCCUGUUUGGGUUUUUUUUUGGUUCUGAGAGGCAACGGUUUGUAAGAGUGCAGCUGCAGGGCGCAGAGGGUAACGCCGAAGCUUCCCUGGGACCAUGAGAUCUCAAAGUGCCCUUACGUCGUUAAUGUUGUUCCUGAGGGAAAACGUUUCACCGCAAACAUCUGUUAUCUCGUUCAUUUAGAUCAGAAUGUGCAAAAAUUAUCUCUUCUGUCAGCGCUAGGCUUUAGAUCUUAACUUUCACACACUGUACCCCACUCUACGCAGAGACAGAAAAUCCACUGAUGUGCAGAAACUAUAGUGGUUCCCAGAAGUCCACACACCCAGAGAGAAAUUACAGGUUGUUAUGACAAUAUUUUUAACUUUAACGUGACAUAUUUCCUGUAUAGUGCAACAGCAGUCAUACUAAUCUAGUCUGUGCAACAUAUAAAAGCUCAAAUAACCAUUAAAGCUGCAGCAAUAACUUCUAUCAACAAUACUUUUUUUUAUGUAUUUGUUGAAACUGUCACCAUGUCGUGGU
Poecilia reticulata (guppy) is the source of this 2175-nucleotide messenger RNA. It is a transcript of the gene upf3b, whose product is annotated as UPF3B regulator of nonsense mediated mRNA decay. NCBI's taxonomy places the organism in Eukaryota, Metazoa, Chordata, Actinopteri, Cyprinodontiformes, Poeciliidae. Gene Ontology annotation, molecular function: mRNA binding. Gene Ontology annotation, cellular component: cytoplasm; nucleolus. Gene Ontology annotation, biological process: nuclear-transcribed mRNA catabolic process, nonsense-mediated decay; positive regulation of translation. The record is from RefSeq and is a predicted model, not a curated record.